Molecule: messenger RNA, 819 nt
Organism: Akanthomyces muscarius
Lineage: Eukaryota; Fungi; Ascomycota; Sordariomycetes; Hypocreales; Cordycipitaceae
Exons: 3
Coding region: 1-819 (272 amino acids)
Biological process (GO): innate immune response
Cellular component (GO): cytoplasm
Molecular function (GO): protein binding
Source: RefSeq, a predicted model, not a curated record
AUGCAACUGAAUUUUUCAAAGAGUUUUAGAACAAUUAUUGCUCAUUAUAGUUGGAAAGGCAAGGACACGGUAGAGAGACUGCGCACCAAGAUGAUUGACCCCGCGAUCCGCCUACGGCGCGCCAUCCACGCCGGCGACGCCCUGCUCGUCGAGCGCAUCCUCAAAUCCCACCCGCACCUCCUCCACAACCCCGACAUCUCGGCCGCCGGGCUCUCCAACUCGAGCCUGCACCUGGCGGCCUCGCUCGGCCACCGCGCGACCUGCGAGGCGCUGCUCGCCGCCGGCCACGAGGACCCGACACCCGCCCUCAACGAGAACCACCAGACGGCGCUGAUGCUGGCCGCGGCCGCCGGCCACAGCGAGGUCGUGCACCUGCUGUGCGAGCGCGACGCUCGCUGCGUGCUGCGCCGCGACGCCCGCGGCCGCGACGCCGUCAUGGACGCCUGCGCCGGCGGCCACGACACCGUCCUGCAGCUGCUCCUGACGUACAGCCCCGGCGGGCCCGCCGACGCGGUCCAGCGCGCCGACGCCGAGGGCAACACGGCGCUGCACUUUGCAUGCGGCAGCGGGAGCCUGCUGUGCCUGCGGACGCUGCUCGCGGCGGGCGCCGACGUCGAGCGCCGCAACGUCUGGAACUGGACCCCCGCGGCGUACAGCGCGACUGUCCAGGCCGAGGCCUAUCUGAAGAGUCUGGUGUCGGAGGCGAGAAGACGGCAGAAAGCAGACGUUGAGAAGCAGCAGCAGCAGCAGACGUCCCCGCGGAAGAUGGGGCUCGGCAUGGUGAGAGUAGUGCCCGACGACAGCGACGAUGAUGAGUAA